Molecule: messenger RNA, 4485 nt
Organism: Gopherus flavomarginatus (Mexican gopher tortoise)
Lineage: Eukaryota; Metazoa; Chordata; Testudines; Testudinidae
Product: serum amyloid P-component-like
Exons: 5
Coding region: 413-1339 (308 amino acids)
Biological process (GO): innate immune response
Molecular function (GO): complement component C1q complex binding
Source: RefSeq, a predicted model, not a curated record
AAAUACUGCCCAUUAUACUGCUUUGGGUGGUGUCUGUGAAAGUGGUUCACUGGAUCCAGUCGCCUUUGUCAGCCCAGUCCAUUGCAUCAGUCAGGGAGGAGCUGCCUCUGCCUGGCCUAGCACAGCCCUGGGAACCGGGGUCUGAGCUGCACCAUCUUGGCAGGGGGAGAUCUACCCCCCCUUUCCCAUGUUCCUCUGCCAUCACCUGGGGCACUGAAUCACCAACGCUGAACCCCACCCCUACUCCCACCACAGCUGCUGGACCCCAGCCCUUCCACAGACUCCGCUCCCACCCGCCCGCAGCAGGAGCGUCUCCCUUGGGCCAGGAGCAGCAGAGAGCUGCACUUCAGCGGAUGUUCCUGAGCACCUUGGGAGUGGGACACUGCGUCGGGUGCCUGGCUUGGUGAAGAAAAUGCAGAACCUUCAGCUUUGCCUCCUUCUCCUCGCUAGCCUCUCAGGAUCUGUGGCCCAGACAGACAAGCCAGCAGCGAGGAUCCAGCCGCGCCCCCCCUACCCCAGCCCGGGCAGAGAGCUACAGCUGCACUGUGACGUCCCAGGGGAUCCUGGCCCCCUGGAGUUCCUGUGGACAAAGGACGGCAGCUAUGUCCCCCUGCAGAUAAACCCUAACCGCAUCCUCACCCUCCCCCCCAUCGGCAAGAAUGAAACGGGCACCUACAUCUGCACGGCCACCAGUGCCUGGGGCAGCUCCGUGGCCAAGUACAGCCUGGAGAUGAUCGACCUCUUCCGUAAGGUGUUUGUUUUCCCAAGAGCAUCCAACGACUCCUACGUUAUCCUGAAGCCGAAGCCAGAGCAGCCAUUGCAGAGUUUUACCAUUUGUCUGAGAUCCUACACUGACCUGCCCCGGCCAUAUGCCCUCUUCUCUUAUGCCACCAAGGCCUAUGAUAAUGAGAUCCUGCUCUUCAAACCCAAGCCUGGGGAGUACAGACUAUACGUGGGGGGGGAAUUUGUGACCUUCAGAGUCCCAGAGAACCGUAUGGACUGGGAGCAUGUCUGUGCUGGCUGGGAAUCGGCCACGGGCAUAGCUGAGUUCUGGGUGAACGGGAAGCCCUUACCCAGGAAGGGUCUGCGGAAAGGCUAUUCCAUCAGUGCUGAGGCUGUGAUCAUCCUGGGGCAGGAGCAGGACUCCUUCGGGGGCGGGUUUGAACUCCCAGAGUCUUUUGUAGGGGAAAUCACAGAUGUGUACAUGUGGGACCAUGUCCUCUAUAACAUGGAGUCUAUAAUGUGGGGUGGGUACUUUUCCCACUACAUCUUUGGCUGGAAUAAUUUGCACUAUGAAUUAGUAGGUGAUGUGUUCCUGAAACGCAAGCUGUUAUUCUGAUCCUGUGAGCACAGGCUGCAUUCAGUAGCAGUGCAGCCCCAGCCCAAAGCUGUGGAGCUCCAACUCCUGCUGUCACUUUCAGAGAGUGACGUGCCCCCGGGGCAUGCUGUCUGCAGCCAUAAACCAGACAUGCCAAACCCGUGGAAAAAAUGCAGAAAUUCGGCUUGGUUUUGGCUUAAUUGGCUUGUGAGUUGCUUGUUGGCUAGUUUUGGCUUGUAGCUUGUUAUAGCUUGUGGCUUCUUUUUUUUUGAUCGGCUCCUGGCAAGCAGGGGCAAGCUGAGGCAAGGGGCAAGCAGGGGCAAGAAAGGAAGAGUCAGGGGUGCACAGCAGGCCCACCACAGUCCCAGACUGCACGCCGGGGGGAUCUAGUCACAUAGAGUGUUGGGGUUCUUAGGGACUGGCCUUGUUUUGAAGUGCGAUUAGCUUGAUUUUUGGCUUAUUGUGAAUGUUGGGUGCUUAUUUACUGUGUGAAAGUUGGCAACUGUGCCAUAAACCCUGGCGAGUCUAGCACAAAGGAGAAUGUGAUCUCCAGCCCCUGGAGUAUGUGCCGUUCCGGGUGGCACACACUGGGCCAAAGCACAGAGCUGAGAGAGGCUGGUAGGUGCUGUCUAGGCCUCCCACCCUGGGUUCCAGCACUGGAUGCACCUCAGUCAGCUUUCCAGUGCUUGGUCCAGUCUGCUCAUAAAUGUGCCUGGCAUUAGGGCUGGUGCAGCUCUCUGUGAGCUUCCCUACUCGCCACAGAUCUCACGGGCAGGAUGGGAUCCUGACGUGCACUCAGCACCAUGUGCCUGGGUUCCUCCCACUAAUCUGGUGAAUUCUGGCCUGCAGAGCUGUGCCUUUCACCGCUGGGUUAAGCCCUUGGCACAGGCAGACCCAAAUCCCGUUGGCUUUUCAUGCAGGCAGAUGGCAUUGCAAACUCCUGCCCAUUCCCUCAGUGUAUCAGCAUUGCCCCUUGCCAGACAGUGCCCUCCCCUUGAAAAGCUUGGCUCCUGAUUAGCUCAUGCCCCCCACCCCUCAUGGCUGGCUGUACAUCUCCAUUUUCCUACCGUCAGCUUAGCUAUAACCCUACCUGUUGCAUUUUUUCUCUAGGCUCCCACCCCUCCCACUCACCUCUUUUUGUCUGUGAUUUUCUCACACAGGCAUUCUCCUCACUCUCUUCCAGGUCACUUAGAUCUUAAGAGGCUCUGAAAUGAGACCAGAAGGUGCCAUCCCCUCCUGCUCUCUUUCCGUUACCCUCUAGCAUUUCCCACUGUUUAUGGUCCUGAUUCCUAUUGGCUAAGGGGCUGUUUAAUUGCAAUGUAGACGCUCCAGCUUUGGCUGCAGCCUGAGUGUUGGGACCCUCCCACCUCCCAGGACCUUCCUACACCCCAAUUAAACAGCUCUUUGCUUGUCCCCAUCAGCCGGAGUCAGCUGACAUGGGCCAGCCAGGCUGUCUAAUUGCAGUGUAGACUGACUCUGAAUGAGAGCAGCACAGAACCCACCAACAGGUCACAGCCAUUCCCAUUCAGCCAGCCCAUGCUGGUGCAGCAGAGCAUGGCGGCUGGGGAACCAUUUGCCCGUGGGCAUGGUAGCUCCGCUGGAUGCCUAGCGGUCCUGCCCCCAUUCCAUGAGGGCGCUGGCGGGGGUGACACAUCUACACCCUCAACCACCAAAUCAUUAUAACAUUUUCAUGGUUAAGGUCUCCAAGCUGAUCCAAGCCUGGGCCCACUCAAAGUUCUUAGCUCUUUGCUCAGCUUGGGUCCAGGCCAUGGGUGGAGCUCAAGGCUGUCAGCAGCAGGGGUCCUAGUUUUCUGUGAUAAAAAACCAAACUUCUCUGAUAAAAACUAUAAAAAUGUGCAUUUUUCCUCAAUUAAAAUGAAAGGCUGAACUUUAGUUUCCAUAGGCACCAUACCUACAGGUAUCAGCUGAACACAAUGGUGUACUGAUAUGCAGUAGAAGCCUGUUUAUCCAAGCCUCCCCUAUCCAGCUCUCCAUACUAACCGACCCAUCAGUCUCCUAAGACUGACAGCCCAAGUGCCAGCUGCAUGAGACGCUGACAGCCUGAGCCCCCCAUCUUAAAAUAAGGGAUUGAAAGCUCUUUGCCAGUUCUCCUGUUUAUCCCAAUUUUUGAUUAUCCGAUCUGGCCCCGGUCCCAUUUAGAUCAGAUAAAUAGGUUUCAGCUGUUAAUUUAAAACAAAUUCAAAAAUCAACCACAAGAGGGGGAUGGUUGUGCUCAUUGAAUAAAUGGCACUGGCACUUUCUGUAAGAUUUUAAUUAAUUGUUAAUAAUAGGUUUUAAUUUUUUCACAGAAUGUAAAAACUAAAGAUUCUCUGUAAGAAUGCAAAUUCCACAUUUUCCCACAGCAAACAGAUUUCUAGGCUCCCUGGUCAUCAGGAGUUCAGUCCUGGUUUCUCAGCCUCCUGUUUUUGCACUCUGGAUGUGAGAUAGAGGAGAGGCUGAGGGAACUGGGCUUAUUUAGUCUGCAGAAGAGAAGAGUGAGGGGGGAUUUGAUAGCUGCUUUCAACUACGUGAACGGGGGUUCCACAGAGGAUGGAGCUCGGCUGUUCUCAGUGGUGGCAAAUGACAGAACAAGGAGCAAUGGUCUCAAGUUGCAGUGGAGGAGGUCUAGGUUGGAUAUUAGGAAACACCAUUUCACUAGGAGGGUGAUGAAGCACUGGAAUGGGUUUCCUAGGGAGGUGGUGGGAUCUCCAUCCUUAGAGAUUUUUAAGACCAGACUUGACAAGGUCCUGGCUGGAAUGAUUUCAUUGGGGUUGGUCCUUCUUUGAGGCUAGACGACCUCUUAAGGUCUCUUCCAACCCUAAUCUAUGAUUCUAUGAUAUGCAGCAUUUGCCACUCCAUGGUAUAAACACACUUAUGUAUCAGAGGGGUAGCCGUGUUAGUCUGGAUCUGUAAAAGCAGCAAAGAAGAAGUGGGUAUUCACCCACGAAAGCUCAUGCUCCAAAACAUCUGUUAGUCUAUAAGGUGCCACAGGAUUCUUUGCUGCUUUUACACUUAUGUAUGUUUUGAUAUGAGAACUCUCCAUGCUAUUGCAGCAUAUAACACUGUUAUAUUAUGUUUUGAUCGCAACAUGUAACCCCAGAUUACCCACAUGAUAUCAAGUAAAUAAAAAUGGUUUGGGAAACAAACAAUGUCAUUUGCUGGCAAGA